CACCUCCACCCAUUGCGCGGAUGCAAUACUUUACGUGUGUUUACGACGAGCUUAUCUGAGUGCUCAAAAUGCUUGGGGCUGCACGCAAGCUGCUCUUCAACCGCACCCACCAUCAUGGCUGCCUCCCUCUCCGAUGUGCAAAUUGCGCGCGAGACUCCCUCCGAUGGCUUGCAGGAGGACUCUAUCCAACUCGUUGCCAAGCAUCCUCAGCAUGGACUCAUCGGAAAACUACAGGCUCUCAUAUUUUCUCGCUCGCCUGCGCUACAGGCGUUUUUGAAGGAGAAUUCUCACCAGUGGGCGGACUUCGUAUUGAGGAUCUUCGAUCCGAACAUGAACGUGAACCCGAUGAUCGUCGGCGACCCGCACCAUAGUGGCACAGGGUGCUGGGGGAAUGAGAUGAGUGUUGGUCCCAUCGUUCUAUUGCACGAUCUGGAGAUAGUCACAGAGUUCGCCAACAAAGGCGUCGAGUAUGCCCUCCUAAAGGAGCUGCUGUCCUUGAGCAUCAUGACACUGGACACGAUUGUGUACAGCGGCGACGUAGCGCGCCCGCAAGCCAGGCCGUACCUGCGUGUGUUCGGUUUCCGACGCGUCGGCCGCACGGCCAUAUUCGCCUACUCGCCAAACCACGCCCACCCAUCGCGCUCAGUGCCCUUGUCCGCCGAAAUCGCGAUCGACCAGGAUAGGUUUGCGCCGAAGCCUUGGGCCUUCCCGCCGGCGGUUAUGGCGGCUCUCCGGCAGCGCUUCCCCGUACAAACCGCUGCCGAUCCACCCUUCGACCGCACCCUGGCGAUGGCGCCGGCGCAUAUGCAGCCUCAUGUGCCCACUCCGGCGGAAGUCGUCGCUGUCGUGCACGACGCCUACGCUCGCCACCCGGCCUUCAUCCAUGUGCAGGACGACCAGGGCUUUACCCCCGUUUACGCAGCGGCGAUUGGCGGAGCGGUGCCUGCUCUGCGCGCGUUGCUCGAGUAUGGUAUUCCGGCGGAGGAGAUACUCAGCCGGGAUCACAAUGGCGAAGAACAUAUGAAUGCCAUCGAGGCGUUCGACCGUGCGAUGAUGGAUAAAAGGCUGGAGACGCAGAUAUGGGAGCGCCGAAAGACUACGUACUCCGACGAGGAGCUUAUGGUGUCCUACAUGCUGCGCCAGGCGGCAGGGCAGGAGGUUCCUUCGUUGGAGAAGUUCAUGUCGGACGCUCAGCGCGUGCACUAUUAGGCUGAAAGUUUGUUCUUGAGCGUGUAGGUGCAUGGAUAUUCGCGCGAGGGGGAGCCUGCUAUCAUGGUAUCUUCUUGAUUUUCUUGGACCUUCCGCAUAGUAUGGCAGCCUUCUUCGCCUAUGAAGCUGGUAAAACGGGAGCGAAUCUUGAAGUAUGCCUUUGUGCUUGACACUGAUAUAUCGGUGUAGGGCUCAAGUAUCAUACUGCUUCGUUUGGUGCUUGUGAUGGAUUACUUCCGGAUUAGGUAUCUUUUGUCCGGCAACUGCCGAACGCGUGCCGCGUUCAUCUCCGUCCACGCACGUGCGAACAUUCUUUCUCGCCUCCAACCUCCACCUUUUGAAUUCACU
Schizophyllum commune H4-8 is the source of this 1557-nucleotide messenger RNA. RefSeq lists its product as uncharacterized. The coding region runs from base 115 to 1209 and encodes 364 amino acids. The transcript is spliced from 3 exons. The record is from RefSeq and is a predicted model, not a curated record. NCBI's taxonomy places the organism in Eukaryota, Fungi, Basidiomycota, Agaricomycetes, Agaricales, Schizophyllaceae.